This is a messenger RNA of Peromyscus eremicus (cactus mouse), 1952 nucleotides long. It is a transcript of the gene Hhipl2, whose product is annotated as HHIP like 2. The transcript is spliced from 8 exons. NCBI's taxonomy places the organism in Eukaryota, Metazoa, Chordata, Mammalia, Rodentia, Cricetidae. The record is from RefSeq and is a predicted model, not a curated record. Bases 337 to 1842 code for a protein of 501 amino acids.
UCUCCUUACGCAGCCCACCUCUACGAUGCCGAGAACCCUCAGACACCACUCCGGAACCUCCCGGGCCUCUGCUCUGACUACUGCUCCGCCUUCCACCGCAACUGUCACGCUGCCAUCUCCCUGCUCACCAAUGACCGCAGCCUCCAGGAGUCCCAUGAAAAAGAUGGCGCUCGCUUCUGCCACCUCCUCAACCUGCCCGACGAGGACUACUGCUUCCCCAAUGUCCUGAGGAACAGCCAACUCAACCGCAACCUGGGAGUGGUGGCUGAGGACCACCGGGGCUGCCUGCAGCUCUGCCUGGCCGAGGUGGCCAAUGGGCUGAGGAACCCCGUGGCCAUGGUACAUGCUGGGGACCACACCCACCGCUUCUUUGUUGCUGAGCAGGUAGGAGUAGUGUGGGUCUACCUCCCUGAUGGGAGUCGCCUGGAACAGCCCUUCCUGGAUCUCAAGAGCAUGGUGCUGACCACACCGUGGAUUGGGGAUGAGAGAGGAUUCUUGGGGCUGGCUUUUCAUCCCAGAUUCCACCGCAACCGCAAGUUCUACAUUUAUUAUUCAUGUCUGGGCAAGAGGAAGGUGGAGAAAAUCCGGAUAAGUGAGAUGAAGGUUUCUCUGUCUGACCCUAACAAAGCGGACCCCAAAUCAGAGAGGGUCAUCUUGGAAAUAGAUGAACCAGCCUCAAACCACAAUGGGGGACAGCUUCUCUUUGGCCUGGAUGGCUAUCUGUACAUAUUCACUGGGGAUGGAGGGCAGGCUGGGGAUCCCUUUGGCAAGUUUGGAAAUGCUCAGAACAAAAGCUCCCUGCUGGGGAAAGUGUUGAGGAUUGACGUGAAUGGAGCAGGCACAGAUAGCCGGCGGUACCGAGUGCCCUUGGACAAUCCCUUUGUGUCUGAGCCGGGUGCCCACCCUGCCGUCUACGCCUACGGGGUCAGAAACAUGUGGCGCUGUGCCGUGGACCGAGGGGACCCAGUCACCCGCCAGGGCCGAGGGCGGAUGUUCUGUGGGGAUGUGGGCCAGAACAAGUUUGAAGAAGUUGACCUCAUCGUUAAAGGCGGGAACUAUGGCUGGAGGGCGAAGGAAGGAUUUGAAUGUUAUGAUAAGAAACUUUGUCGUAAUGCUUCCUUGGAUGACAUUCUGCCCAUCUAUGCUUAUGGCCAUGAGGUGGGAAAGUCGGUCACUGGAGGGUAUGUCUACCGUGGGUGUGAAUCCCCCAAUCUCAAUGGCCUCUACAUCUUCGGGGACUUCAUGAGUGGUCGACUUAUGGCUUUGCAGGAAGAUAGGAAAACCAAGAAAUGGAGGAAGCGAGACGUCUGCCUGGGCAACGCAACCUGUGCCUUCCCGGGGUUGAUCAGCACCUACAGCAAGUUCAUCAUCUCCUUUGCGGAAGACGAAGCGGGGGAGCUGUAUUUCCUGGCCACCUCCUACCCAAGUGCCUACGCACCACAUGGAUCUAUUUACAAAUUUGUCGACCCGUCAAGGCGCGCCCCGCCAGGCAAGUGCCGAUACAAGCCAGUGCCCGUGAAGACCAAGACUAAGAAGAUCCGCUUCCGGCCGCUCGCCACCACAGUUUUGGACUUGCUGAAGAAGGAGGAGUCACAGAAAGUGGCUGGGAGGUCAUCCAACGCAACCUUGGCUUCAGACCGGGCUGCAUCUCAGAAGGGCUCCCCCAAGAAGCCAGCUUCUCCCACAAGCAGACAGAAAACAUCGAGAGGGUCUGGUACCAAGAAGAAAGGCAGAGUGUGGUCCCCGGGUCCCCGGGGCAAGAGGAAGCAGAAUCCCCACGCCCGUAGUGCUGGGAUAAGGCAAGUGGCAGAGCAGAAGUCCCCAGGCAGAAGCCAACAGUGACCUCUUGGUCAAGCUGGCUGCUGAGACCAGAGUUAGGAGAUGGCCUCACAAAGUGAAAAUUGCUGCUGGCUGCUGAGGGUGGGUCUCAGACAGUCAGGGAGCCUGGGUGG